AUGAAUGCCUCUGUUUCCAUCAUUCCCUCCUCCUCCUCUACCUCCUCCUCCUGCUGCACCAGCACCCUCCUCCGCCGCCGCAGCCGCAUAUUUAAAACUACCUCACCUGCUAAUAAAUCUAUUUUCACCUCCAACUCCAACUCCAACUCCCAUUUUACUACUGCCUCGUCCUCCCCCCAUUACCACCGCCCUUUUUUACUGCGAGUAACAAAUGAUUCAAGUGGAAGCAGUGAAUCUGAGAGAAGAGAGGCAGUAGAUAGGAUUGUGGAUGGGAUCGAGUUUGGGGAGCUGUGCAAUGAGUUUGAGUGCAUCAGUAGCCCCUCCAUCGAGUCUACCGCUCGACAGCUUGUACGUGACAUCCUUGAGCUCAGGGAAGGCAAUCGCGCCCUCGGAACCUUUGCUGUUUCUGUUCAAUACAAGGACCCAGUUAGAAGUUUUAGUGGUCGUGACAAAUACAAGAGACCACUAUGGAUCACCACUGCCCUCCACAAACCCUCUGCGAGUGUGCAAGAGAUGAGCAUGUUAUCCACCAGUGUCCUAAGUAUCAAGUGGACUGUCAAAGGGAAGCCCAAGAACAUUGUUGGUGCUGUAGCCUCGGAUUUGAUCAUCCGAAUUAAUUCCCAAUUCACUCUAAACCAGAUAAGUGGGCAAGUUAUUGAGCAUAAAGAGUUUUGGGAUUUAUCGGCUUCCUCUGCCAUUGGCAAGGCAUAUUUCUGGACCUCGCGUCGUCUCUUCGCUACCAUUGAGGGUGGAAAAGACUUGGCUGAUCUUGUCAAAACCAUUUCCAACCAGUUUCCCAGAGAAAAACAGAAUAUGGAGAUUUAUCCUGACCCUUCUGGUGACCCAACUAAGUUCUUUCAAAGGGAUGACGGUUUCCAAAGAGAUGUAUACCAAAUUGCUCUGUUUCUGGCACUCGUCUAUUUUGUUGUACAGCUUUUGAGGACAACCUUGUAA
Molecule: messenger RNA, 954 nt
Organism: Prunus armeniaca (apricot)
Lineage: Eukaryota; Viridiplantae; Streptophyta; Magnoliopsida; Rosales; Rosaceae
Source: the annotation of a GenBank genome assembly